GGCCGAGCCUCCUUUUUAUCGCCUACCCCGAAGCAAUCGCCAACAUGGUGGGAUCCACCUUCUUCGCCAUCAUAUUCUUCCUGAUGAUGAUAACGCUGGGGCUGGACAGCACGUUUGGGGGCUUGGAGGCCGUGAUCACGGCCGUGAUGGACGAGUACCCCCAGGUCCUGGCCGGGCGACGGGAGCUCUUCGUCCUCGGCCUCAUCACAGUCUGUUUCCUGGGCUCCCUGAGCACCCUCACCUACGGGGGAGCCUACGUGGUGAAGCUGCUGGAGGAGUUCGGUGCUGGCUGCUCAAUCCUGGCGGUGGUGCUACUGGAAACGAUAGCUGUCUCCUGGUUUUAUGGGAUGCAGAGGUUCUCCCACGAUGUGAAAGCCAUGCUCGGCUUCACCCCGGGAAUGUUCUGGAAG
Molecule: messenger RNA, 410 nt
Organism: Phaethon lepturus (White-tailed tropicbird)
Lineage: Eukaryota; Metazoa; Chordata; Aves; Phaethontiformes; Phaethontidae
Product: sodium-dependent serotonin transporter-like
Exons: 4
Biological process (GO): sodium ion transmembrane transport; serotonin uptake
Cellular component (GO): neuron projection; membrane
Molecular function (GO): serotonin:sodium:chloride symporter activity; serotonin binding
Source: RefSeq, a predicted model, not a curated record